Messenger RNA from Salvia hispanica, 1558 nucleotides. It is a transcript of the gene MYB83, whose product is annotated as myb domain protein 83. NCBI's taxonomy places the organism in Eukaryota, Viridiplantae, Streptophyta, Magnoliopsida, Lamiales, Lamiaceae. The record is from RefSeq and is a predicted model, not a curated record.
UUAUACUCUUCUAUUUAUCUUCAUUUUCACAGUCCCAAUCAAGGAGAAUAGGAGGGGAGGGGGAAAUAAAAACAAAACACACACAUACACUUACACACAAAAUCAUAAAUCUCUCUCCGUAGCUAAAUAAGUACUUAGUAAAUGAGGAAGCCUGAGCAUAAUGUGGGGAUGGUGAAGGAGAAAGUGGGAGUGAAGGCGAAGCUGAGGAAGGGGCUGUGGUCGCCGGAGGAGGAUGAGAAGCUGAUGAAUUACAUGGUGACGAAUGGGCAAGGGUGUUGGAGCGACAUUGCCAGAAACGCGGGGCUGCAGCGCUGUGGGAAGAGCUGCCGCCUGCGUUGGAUCAACUAUCUUCGCCCGGAUCUUAAGCGCGGCGCCUUCUCCCCUCAGGAGGAGCAUCUCAUCAUCCACUUGCAUUCCAUUCUUGGCAACAGGUGGUCUCAAAUCGCAGCCCGUCUUCCCGGAAGGACUGACAACGAGAUCAAGAACUUCUGGAACUCAACAAUCAAAAAGAGGUUAAAGAAUGCCGGCAACACCACUACCACCACCACCACCUCAUCGUCUCCGAACAACAGCGACUCCUCCGACCACCACCCCCUCAAGGCCGGAGGGGCCACCGUGUUCAUGCAAGAGUACGAGGUAGCCGGCGUCUGCAUGGACUCCUCGUCUUCCUCGUGCUCGUCCCUCGCCACCCAAUUCGGCAACCCUUUCAUCCCCCUCAUGGAUCAUCACCACCACCACCACAACAACAACAACAUAUUCGACAUAAACGGCGUCGUUCCAAUGUUCAAUUUGGGACAUGAGGCUGGUGUGGAAACCCUAGGGGGGGCUUUGGGGGACUAUGGGGCAAUGGAGCCCUAUGUGAUGGGAUUGGAAAAUGACCUUUCUGUCCCUGGAUUGGAAGUUAACAACAACAACACUACUUCCAAUUAUGACAAGAACAUUAGUGUCAACGAUGCCCAUUAUCUUAGUAACAAUAAUAACAAUAAUAAUAAUGAUCAUGGAAGCAUCAAAGUAGAGGAAUUGGUUGGGGUUGGGAAUCAUUGGCAAGGAGAAACCUUCAAAAUGGGAGAAUUGGAUUGGGAGGGUUUGUUGGCUAAUGUCUCCUCCUUACCUUACCUUGAUUUCCAUCUUGAAUAAUCCACCCACUUAAUUUCUCUUUGUCACCUUCAAUUAUCUACCCAAAUCUCUUCUUGUUUGUUUUUUGUCGAUCAAUAAAUCCCUUCUAGGCAAAAGUGGGUAGCUAGGAUUGAGACACGUCACUCUCCGGGAGAUUAACGUCUUUCUGCGAAGCAAAUGUGAAUAGUCAAAAUGGAUUUGUCAGACGUUAAAUAACAGAAUAAAGGAUAUAAUCUACAUAUAUAUAGCAGUUGUAUUUUUGAAUUUAUGUAUUUUUAGCAUUUUGUAUAGAUAAAUCAAUAAUUUGUUAGCAUGUAUGUGGAGCACUGUACUACGAUAUUCCUGAAAUUGUUUUUAGUUGCUAGCAUAGCUUCCUCAAAAGUUGUAACUAGUGUAUUUUUUUUGCUUUAAUUUUUUAUCUAUCAAGUCUUCAUUUCCUGUU